AUUAUUUUGCAAUAGUAUAAAGACAUAUUGUUUUGUUUCAGGUGGGCGGAGGCGGCGACAUGGGAAACAAAGUGGGGGGCCAGAGUCAGUCGGAGGAGGAGACGGAGGUGGUCGUCCCCGCGGCCCGUGUGCCUCCUCUCUCAGCUCAUCCAGGUGGAGCGCCAGGCACCAGCAGGUCGGUGUCCGUAGAGAAUGGAGAAGAAGGAGAACUGGAGGUUGAGCUUCCUCCUCCCAUGAAGGUGAUGAACCAGCCAAUGACUGCCGUGGCUGCCCAGGUGGCACCCGGUGCCAACACAGCAGCCUCAGGUCCACCUCACUCUCCACUAGACAACAUCUUACCCGAUGUCACCAACAGGUCUUCAAGUGUGUCCCUGAAAGCGGCGGAGGGCAGCACCACGGACCUGGCCACAGAAAUAGAGAACAUUGUAAAAGAAAAGAUGGAGCAACAUUCAGAAACGAGUGAAAGAUUGAAAGAAUGGCGGACGUCGGGUGACGGCUGCUCAGGAGAUGAGGCUUCGUCACCCCUGCCAACAGCUGCUGGCAUUUUGAACCCAGAACUACCACUGUCAGACGAUGGAGACCUUGGGGCCUCGGCAUUACCUGAUUCCUUUAAUGUACAAGAUUCUAGUCCAGGAGAUAGUGAUAUGACCAAGGAACAACGAGAACUCCGUAAGCGACAGUUUGUAAUUGCUGAACUUGUGGAAACGGAACGGCUUUAUGUUAGAGACUUGGCAGAUGUAGUAGAAGGUUAUAUCACAGAAAUGCGCAAUCCUGACUCGGAAAUGAAGAUGCCAGACGACCUCAAGGAUGGAAAGGACAAGAUGGUGUUUGGGAACCUUGAGGCUAUUUAUGAAUGGCAUAGAGAUUUCUUCAUGAAGAAUAUUGAACGCUGCUUAGAACACCCUGAAGAAAUUGGACCCGCAUUUCAACGAAGUGAAAAGAGGCUUCAAAUAUACGUUAAAUACUGCCAAAACAAACCAACUUCAGAAUAUAUUGUCUCAGAACAUUCAACUUACUUUGAAGAACUGAGACAAAAGUUAGGACAUAAGCUGCAACUCCCUGACCUCCUGAUCAAGCCAGUUCAGCGGUUAAUGAAAUACCAGCUGCUCUUGAGGGAUAUCCACAAGCAUACAGAUAGAGCAGGUCUCCACCAGGAGGCAGAGACCAUCAAGAAGGCUCUGAACAUCAUGAUUGUUGUGCCAAAAGCAGCCAAUGACAUGAUGAAUGUAGGGAGAUUACAGGGCUUUGAUGGAAAGAUCAUGGCUCAAGGCAAGCUCCUGUUAUAUGGACCCCUGAUGUCUUGUGAGGGCCCCUCUGCUCACAAUUUCCGAGGAAAGGAACUCAUGGUAUUUUUGUUUGAGCAGUCCAUUAUAUUCUCAGAGAGUGGACGCAAGAAGAACCAAUUCUCAAAUCCAGUAUAUGCAUACAAGAGUCAUUUACAGGUCAACAAAAUGAGUUUAGUGGAGAAGGCCGACGACGGUGACCCCCUCAAGUUCACGUUGCAGUCUACUGACCCGAGAAAACCCCAUUUGGCGUUUGUGUGCCAGGGAGCCUCUGAAGAUAACAGAAACCAAUGGGUCUCACAGAUCCGACACCUCCUCCAGACGCAGAAGGACUUCCUCAAGGCUAUUCAGUCCCCCAUUGCAUAUCAGAAGGAGCAGACAAAGAAUGUGAUGGAUCACUUGGGACACAGCAGCAUGAACUCGUCACUUCGCAAGACUUUCAGCCAACCAGCAGCCCUGCAACGUACUGUGGCUUCAAAAAAGAAAGCAAAUACUAUUGAUAUUCCAUCAAGAGGAAUGCCUAGCAGUAGUCCUAGUUCCUCUACCGUCACAUCGCCUCAGAGUUCCAAACCUCCGCCACCUCCUCCUCCCCCUCUUCCUCCGGCAAUGCAUGCUGGAGUUCCGAGGGUUCCCUCUCACAUCCCACUCAGGAAGCAAGGAUCUGCUGACAAGCUUGACGUACCUUCUAGUCCCCCUAAAGUUAGAAAGAAUUUCUUUGAUGGCUUCCGUAACACGCUUCGGCCAAGAGUAAAGGCCGAAGGAGUGGGGAAGGGCCAAGGCGAUGAUGUAUGUGAAGGUUCGGAGUCGGGCGUGACAUCCCCGAGACAGGAGAGCAAAGAGGAUGGAUACCCCAGACGAUGGUCUGAGUCUGGAUCUCCCACAAAGUCGGGUGAAUGGAGUGUGUCUCUACCACCGGGAACGUUGGUGAAGGUCCUGGCAGACUUCACGGCCUUAAGGGAGGAUGAAAUUUCAGUCAACAGAGGAGAAGUUAUACAGGUGAUUUCAUCAAACGCUCUUCGUGGCUACUUGGUUCACAGAGCAGCCACCAGCAACAGUCCAGCAGCUGAGGGUUGGGUUGCUGCCAAUGUCCUUCUUCCUUCAGCACACCCAGAUGCCCAGACAACCCCUCCAGCAUCACCCACACACGUCCCUGCCCAGUACGAGCCUCUAGGCAAAAGACAGUGGAUGAAAUUCCGAAAACCAUCCUUUUCUAAGAGAGAUUCCAAAGAUUCCCAUCCUCCCCCACUCAGACGAGAGGAGACAGUCCAUGAACUCCCAAGCAUGCGGUCCCUCACAUCUCGACCUCCAUUGCCCACCCGUCAGAUGACAGUGUCGCUCAUUAAUCCUUAUCAUGUGGAAAACAGUAGUGAUGUUAAUAAUCGUGUAUUAGCUCGAGAUAAACCUCCUAGUGGAUGUGUGCCAGCAUCACCAGAAUCUCCAGUCAGAAUAAUAUCGCCUCUGCGAAAUGUGACUGUUUGUCCUGGGGAACCUGCAGAAAUGGUGUGCACAAUCACAGGUGCUGGUCUCUGGGCUGAAUCAACCACAGUGGCUUGGGCUGGCCCGCACGGGCCAUUGGUUGACCCACGCUUUGAGAUGGAACAGCACCGAGAUGGAACUCUGAGGCUCCAUGUUGGAAGUUGUCGCGUUACAGAUGCUGGUGAAUACACCUGCACCAUCACCUGUGGAGGGUAUUCCAUCGCCUGUUCAGCCCGCAUCAAUCUGUCCCAGGGUAAGGACCAUAGCUAUUCUAACGGCCAUUCCUAGAAAUAGGAGUACUGGAUUUGUGCUGGUGUUGGCUGAAUUGACUGUAUCUUGGAACUCACCAUUUUAUUUCAAUAAAAUCUAAAAUUUC
Molecule: messenger RNA, 3135 nt
Organism: Penaeus chinensis
Lineage: Eukaryota; Metazoa; Arthropoda; Malacostraca; Decapoda; Penaeidae
Product: triple functional domain protein-like
Exons: 13
Coding region: 60-3047 (995 amino acids)
Biological process (GO): axon guidance; intracellular signal transduction
Cellular component (GO): cytoplasm
Molecular function (GO): guanyl-nucleotide exchange factor activity; protein binding
Source: RefSeq, a predicted model, not a curated record